This is a messenger RNA of Homarus americanus (American lobster), 1044 nucleotides long. RefSeq names its product condensin-2 complex subunit G2-like. The transcript has 5 exons. The record is from RefSeq and is a predicted model, not a curated record. The annotation marks the transcript as partial. Gene Ontology annotation, cellular component: condensin complex; nucleus. Gene Ontology annotation, biological process: mitotic sister chromatid segregation. NCBI's taxonomy places the organism in Eukaryota, Metazoa, Arthropoda, Malacostraca, Decapoda, Nephropidae.
GGAAGUAAACGUAGCACUGUUGAUCUACAAGAAGUUCUCGCUGAGUUAAAUCGCAAACAAAAGGAACAAAUAUGGGUCAGUCUUUAUUCUUGGACUGAUGUUCAACUUUUAAAAUUAGUGGAGGAUAAUGUACCUGAGGGAGACGUGGUGGAGCCUGACCAGCCUCCCGAUGAAGAAAGAAAAGGCCCGCCACAGAAGGAUGGAUCAGUCAGCCAGAGCUGUCAAGAUCCACCACAAAUUGAAGGAUCGGCCAGCCAGAGCCAUCAAUAUCUACCGAUUAAGGAACCAUCUGAGCCUUAUAAUGCCAAGCUGAUGGAGGGAAUCCUGCAGUUUGCCUCCAUGUACCUCAACACUUUUAAAGAAGAGGAAAUAUUUAUUCCGGACAAGUUAUUGGAAUUUGCUGUUUUACUGCAUGGAAUGGUGACUGUGUUAGAAGGUGCAGUACAAGCUGGAGUGUUGUCUCUGUGUGAGCUUUGGUGGUUAAGGAAGCUUGAGGAACGCGAGCAUCUUAUUGGAAACGUCUUACCACUUCUUCUUGAUGUUGCCACCGGCAAAACUGCCAGGAAGAAAGAUGUUAUUAGACUGUGGUCACUAAAUGACGCUUUACAAGUAAGUGACCUCGACAAUUCUGAAAAUGAGAGGUUUGUCGAGCGUCUGGUGGCCUCUGCCGCGUGUACAGUCUUCCUCAGCUGUGACGAGGGAGUCAAAUGGAUCGCAGGGCUGUUUUCGUGGGCGUCACUCGUUCCUCUCCUGCAUCAAAGUAUAAAGACAGUUCUUCCUGACUGCAUCAGACCACAGAUUGCCAAGUAUGCUGAAGUUUAUUUUCGAGCCUGGAAGAGCAGCCAGGGUGAUGUUAAGAAGACUGUGGAGGAGAAUUGUCUUCAAGACUUUAUGUACGCCGCCGUCCAUGUGAAUCCAAUGUCUGGCCGACUGUCAACUAAUCUCCACCAUCUUCUCCACCACAUUCACCGUCAGAAGAGACAUCAUGCUGUUGCCACCACCAUAUACUGUCUCUAUGAUCCCUUCCUCUGGCGGUCUCUCAAG